AAUCAUAGCAAUCAUCUCGAGAUCAUCAUCCAAGCCCAUCCGUUCAAGGCAAUACCAGCUAUGAGGACGACCACUCUACUUUUGAGCCUUGGCCUUCUGGUCCUGUGAUUUUCCAGGUACAGUUUGGCCGAGGACGACCCCACCGAUGGAAGCACCACCCCAACUGACGGGAGCACCACGCCCACUGAUGGAAGCACCACCCCAACUGACGGGAGCACCACGCCCACCGAUGGAAGCACCACGCCCACUGAUGGAAGCACCACUCCCACUGGUGGAAGCACCUCUCCAUCAACCUCUCCUUCAACAGGCGAUAACACUAGUCCUUCAGCAGGAUCGCCAGACAGCACGCCCGCGUCCGGAAGUGGCAGCAGCGGCAACAACAACCAGAACAACCAUCGGAGGCGCCGCCAGCGGGUUCAGCGGGCUCGACGCCGCCGGGCUCAGCAGGCUCGACGCAGGAGGAACCGUCGCAACAACAGUAAUAACAGGGUUGGCUAAGCAUAACCAAUGGUUUCUAAU
Molecule: messenger RNA, 519 nt
Organism: Drosophila sechellia
Lineage: Eukaryota; Metazoa; Arthropoda; Insecta; Diptera; Drosophilidae
Product: putative protein TPRXL
Exons: 1
Source: RefSeq, a predicted model, not a curated record